GAGGGCGCGGCUGGCCCUAGCGGGCGGUUUCACCUUCCCCCGGGCGGCUCGGGUUCCCGGAUCCGCUUACGCCGGGCUCCGCUGUCGCGGGACCUCGGGCGGGAGGCUCAGGUGCGCGCCGGACCCCACGCACCAUGGACAGUGCUGAGCCCCGCGAGCCCGGGGCCACCGAGCCCCCCGCCCGCGCGCGCCCGCGCUUAGUGUUCCGCACGCAGCUGGCGCACGGCAGUCCGACCGGCAGGAUCGAGGGCUUCACCAAUGUCCGUGAGCUCUACGCCAAGAUCGCCGAGGCCUUUGGCAUCGCUCCUACCGAGAUCCUAUUCUGCACCCUCAACAGUCACAAAGUGGACAUGCAAAAGUUGCUAGGGGGACAGAUUGGGCUGGAAGACUUCAUCUUUGCACAUGUGCGUGGAGAGACCAAAGAAGUGGAGGUCACCAAAACGGAGGACGCUCUAGGACUGACCAUCACAGACAACGGGGCCGGAUAUGCCUUCAUCAAGAGAAUCAAGGAAGGCAGCAUUAUCAACCGGAUUGAGGCUGUGUGCGUGGGGGAUAGCAUUGAGGCCAUCAAUGACCACUCUAUUGUGGGCUGCCGGCACUACGAGGUGGCUAAAAUGCUCCGGGAGCUGCCCAAGUCUCAGCCCUUCACCCUGCGCCUAGUGCAGCCCCGGAGAGCUUUUGAUAUGAUUGGCCAGAGGAGCAGGAGCAGCAAGUGUCCUGUGGAAGCUAAAGUGAGCAGCGGGAGGGAGACACUGCGCCUGCGCUCAGGGGGCGCUGCCACUGUGGAGGAGGCGCCCAGCGAUGUGGAAGCGGCAGCGGCACGCAGGGUGGACGACCUGCUGGAGAGCUACAUGGGCAUCCGAGACCCCGAGCUGGCGGCCGCGGUCGUGGAGACUGCUCGGAGCUCGGCGGGAGCCCAGGCUUUCGCACGCGGCCUGGACGCCGUUCUGGGCGAGUUCGCCUUUCCAGACGAGUUCGUGGUGGAGGUGUGGGCAGCUAUCGGCGAGGCCCACGACGCUUGUGGCUAGCGUGUGUGGGAGUCUCAAGUCCUGGGCCCAGCCCCCUGCCCCAACGCCACUCCAGAACCCAGGAUAGCCCUGAGACACGGCCUGCCACCAGAACCCGACCCAGUUCUGAGACCCAGGCCCACCCUGAGGUCCAGCCUGGUUCUAGCACCCAGUUUAGCUCUAAGAGCCAGCCAGAACCCCAUCCCUGUUCUGGAACCCAGGUUAGUUCCGAGGGCCAGUCCAGCUCUAGAACCAAUACUGAAGUCCGGCCCAGCUCUAGAACCCGACCCAGUUCUUUGACCCAGGCCCACCCUAAGGCUCAGCUUGGUUCUAGCACCCAGUCAGAAUCCCAGGCUGGUUCUGGAACUCAGGUUAGCCCCAAGAACAGCUCCUGCUCUAGAACCAAAGUUGAUGUCUUGCCUAGCUCUAGAACCCGAGCCAGUUCUGUGACCCAGGCCCACCCCAAGGCUCAGCCUGAUUCUAGCACCGAGCUCAGCUCUGAGACCCAGCUGGAAUCCCUGGUCAGCCCUGAAUUCCAGUCCUGCUCUAAAACCAAAAUUGAAGCCCAGGACAACUCUAGAACCCGAUCCAGUUCUGUGACCCAGGCCCACCCCAAGGCCCAGCUUGGUUCUGUAACCCUUGUUUCUGAAGUCCAGCCAGCCUUUAGAUCCCAGCCUAGUCCUGACUCCAGAACACAGGUCAGCUCGGAGGCUCAGGCUGGCUUUGGAACCCAGAGCAGCCCCAGGCCUGAGCCUUGUUCUAAAACUCAUCUUGAACCUGACUGCCAACCCAUCCCUAGAACCCAGCCUGGCUCUGAGGUCCAGCCAGGCUUUGAGGCCACACCCCAUUCUGGAGCCCAGGGAAAUUCUGACACUCAUGCCCGACUUAGAACCCAAGCCAGCCCUCAGGUCAACUUCUGCUUGGAGACCAAGUCCACUUCUAGAACACAGUCAGGCUCUGAGAGUGGGCUUGGUUCUAGAACACAGAUCCACCCAGAUAGGAAGCCAUGCUCUAGAGCCCAGCCAGACACUGGGACCAACUCUGAUGCUGCAGCUCAGGUCAUGGCUGACCCUCAGCCUUCCAGAAUGCAGCCAAGCCCCGUCCCACAGCCACACUCUGAAAUCCAGACAAAUGUUAGGAGACAGCUGGGCUCAGAGCACCACCCCAGCAGCCAGUCUCGGAAGCCAGGUUCUGAGAGCCAGCCCAGGUAUGAGACAGCCGCCACCAUGGCCUGGCCCUUCCCUGAGACUUGGAGUGGUUCAGGAAGAAGGGCUUGCUUGGGACCCCAAGCAAGGUCCAGCAAGCCACAGACUGAUGAAACCCAAGCAGGCUCGAGUAGCCAGCCAUCUUCCACACCUCUGCCUAGCGCAGGCACCCAGAGCCAUACUGCUGCCCAGUCCAAACUCAAACCUCAGCCUUGUUCCCCAGCACAGCUACCUGCCAGUGCCUCCCAAAGCCCUGAACCCCAAGCUAGCCCCAGUGAUGAGUCUGACUCUGAGGCCCAGCCCAGGGGCAGGAGCAGGAAGGCUCUGACAGCAGCGCCCCACCCCCAAAUGCCAUGCACUCCCAAAACGAGGCCCAGCUCGGGGUUGUCUCAGAGUGCCGACCCCACCCCACCCAGAAGAUGGCUUGCAGGCUCCAGGGCACAGUCUGACUCUGGGACCCAGACCGACUUCCAGGCCUGGCCUAGCUCCGGAGCCUACGCAGGUUGGGCCAGACAUCGAACGUCCCAGCUACAGUCAUUGGCAGAGAAGGAGCCCAGCUCCAGGUCCCUUUCUAGUUCUGGAGGCAGAAAACAGCACCUGGUGACAACUGGAGCCAGCUGUGUCCCCCAGCAGGACACAGGGCAGUGGCUUGGCUCUGCAGCCCACUCAGCCUCGAGAACCCAAGUCAGUCUUCAGGUUCCACCAAGUACUGGAGCCCAGCCCAGUGCUGGGAAGGAUUCCAGUUCCAGAACU
Molecule: messenger RNA, 2965 nt
Organism: Mus caroli (Ryukyu mouse)
Lineage: Eukaryota; Metazoa; Chordata; Mammalia; Rodentia; Muridae
Gene: Gipc3
Product: GIPC PDZ domain containing family member 3
Molecular function (GO): protein binding
Source: RefSeq, a predicted model, not a curated record